AUGAAAUAUUACAUACAAGAAACAAAAUGGAAACAAAUUUUUGCAAAUUUGAAAAGCGUAAAAGGAAUACACAGUAAAAACGAAGAUCGGAUAAGAAGGUUCAUGGAAUCAGUGUGGUACAUGGCUCGAAGUGGUUGCCAAUGGCGACUUUUACCAGAAAUAUAUGGCAAUUACAGAAGCGUACAUAAGAGAUUCAAAAAGUGGUGUGAAAAGGGAAUUUGGGAAAAGCUGCUCAAAUAUACACAAGAUCCAGAUUUGGAAGUGCAAAUGAUAGAUGGAACAAUCGUUAGAGCACAUGCUUGUGCGGCUGGAUACAAGAAGGAUACCGGAGCUCAAGAAGCACUGGGACGCAGCAAAGGUGGCUUUACAACAAAGAUACAUGCUCUUGUUGAUGCUCUGGGAAAUCCGCUUAAAUUUACUUUAACUGCUGGUCAAAGGAACGAUAUUACACAGGCUGAAGCAUUAACUGAGAAUGUCUCAAAUUCAGUUGUGGUGGCCGAUAAGGGCUAUGAUAGUAAUGCUUUUAUUGUGGGUCUUGAGAAUAAAGGGUGUGAGGUUGUUAUUCCUCCGAAGCGUAACCGAAAAGUGCAGAGGUAUUAUGAUGAGCAUAUUUAUAAAGAACGUCAUUUGAUUGAAUGCUUUUUCGGCAAAAUAAAACAUUUUAGGCGGAUUUUUUCAAGAUUUGAUAAGACUGCCACGGUUUAUUUAGGCUUUUUAAACUUCGUUGGGGCCCUCAUAUGGCUUGCUUAAAAUUUUGGUUCACAGAGCCUAGGGCUUAUGAUUGCCCUGGUAGCUACGGUUAUAUAUAUUCUGCUAUUUGUANACAAUAUUACUCGCAACAUUGAUUCCAGCUACAAUUGCAAUAUUACUAACAGUUUAUAAUAAGCAAAGUGUCAAAGAUCUUUUUAAACUUAGCUCACUAAAAAACUGUUCACUAGGGCUUAUGAUUGCCCUGGUAGCUACGGUUAUAUAUAUUCUGCUAUUUGUAUUAACUGUAAAAUUCACACAGGUAACAGAACCUGCACUUACACCAGAGGAGAUGUCAGACUUUAAUGUAAAUACACCAUCUUUUCUGUUGGAAAAUUUCAUAAUACUGAUUAUCACUUCUCUUGGCAAAGAGAUAGGUUGGCGUGGCUAUUUGCUCACAAAUCUUAAAGAUCAGAUACCAAAUUUUUAUGUGAGAGCAAUUGCUGUAGGUCUUAUUGUGGCAAUAUGGCACAUGCCAAUAUUUCAAGUUACGGGUCCAUUAUCCUGGAAUGAUGGACUUACAUUCUCGAUUGCUUGCACCUUUACACUCUUCUGUUGUGUAGAGUCUAUAGUAUACACUUGGUUAUUUGAAAAAGAUAAUUCGAUUUGGCCUGUGACUAUCGCUCAUGUAACAAUGCAUUUUAUGAUUCAGAUGAUUGCAAUGUCCUUUACUAUAAUGUCUCUUUCUGCAUCAACUGUCAUAACACCGAUGAACGACGCGAUAUCACUCACUAUCGCUUAUUUAAUCGUUGCAAUUGGUAUCAUUUUGUUUGAAAACACUCAAGGGCGCAGUUUAAGUGUAUGA
Cinara cedri is the source of this 1552-nucleotide messenger RNA. The record is from the annotation of a GenBank genome assembly. Lineage: Eukaryota; Metazoa; Arthropoda; Insecta; Hemiptera; Aphididae.